This is a messenger RNA of Eruca vesicaria subsp. sativa (arugula), 1140 nucleotides long. NCBI's taxonomy places the organism in Eukaryota, Viridiplantae, Streptophyta, Magnoliopsida, Brassicales, Brassicaceae. The record is from the annotation of a GenBank genome assembly.
AUGAUAAGAAAGGAUCCAAGAGCAAGUUUACCACCAGGGUUUAGAUUUCAUCCAACUGAUGAAGAACUCAUUCUCCAUUAUCUACGGAAGAAGGUUUCCUCUUUACCAGUCCCUCCUUCCGUUAUCGCAGAUGUCGACAUCUAUAAAUCUGAUCCAUGGGAAUUACCAGCCAAGGCCCCCUUUGGAGAGAAAGAAUGGUAUUUUUUCAGUCCGAGGGACAGGAAAUAUCCAAACGGAGCAAGACCAAACCGAGCAGCUGCAUCUGGAUAUUGGAAAGCCACUGGAACAGAUAAAUUAAUCAUGGUACCAAACGGUGAAGGAGUUCACGAAAACAUUGGUAUAAAAAAAGCUCUUGUGUUUUAUAGAGGAAAGCCUCCAAAAGGUGUUAAAACCAAUUGGAUCAUGCAUGAAUAUCGACUUGCUGAAACCCUAUCGCCCAAAAGAGAUAGGAGUUUGAAAUCUAAAGAAUACUCUAUGAGGCUGGAUGAUUGGGUUCUUUGCCGGAUUUACAAGAAAUCACACACUUCAUUGUCAUCAUCAGAUGUUGCUUUGGCUACAACUACAAGCAACCAAGAACAUGAGAAAAAUGACAAAGAACCAUUCUUAGUAAGCGAAACCCUCGUGCCAAAUUUGGAAAACGAUCAAACCCUUAAACGCCAGAAGUCUUCUUUCUCGAACUUAUUAGACGCUACAGAUUUGACGUUCCUCACAAAUUUUCUAAACGAAACUCCGGAAACGCGUACUGAAUCAGAGUUUUCUUUCAUGAGUGGAAAUUUCUCAAACCCUAACAUCUACGAAAACCCUUACUUGGAUCAAAAGCUACCUCAGCUGAGCUCUCCUAGUUCUGAGACCAGCUUUAUCGGAAACAAAAGAGAAAGAAAGGAUUAUGCAGAAGAAACGAUGAACUCUUCCAAGAAGAUGAUCAACAACUUUAGUUACAAUAAUAGUAUAGAUCAUUUGGAUCAUAGUAUGGUUCAACAAUCUAGUUUUCUUAAUCAGGAAUUCUCAGUGAGUCCUCGCCUUCCAUAUUAAGGCUAGAGAGGAUAUUGUUUUCAAAACAUCAUUACACGAAUUAGGGACCAUUUGAUAUAUGGUUAAACGUAGGAGUUGUUAUUAUAUGAAAUUUCCAAAGUAUUGUAA